Molecule: messenger RNA, 4565 nt
Organism: Spodoptera exigua (beet armyworm)
Lineage: Eukaryota; Metazoa; Arthropoda; Insecta; Lepidoptera; Noctuidae
Source: the annotation of a GenBank genome assembly
AGUCGUCAUUGAGUCGUCUGUCAGACAAACGUCCUGUGUUGAUUUUGUUGAAGUGAAGUUAUUUUGUUUCCUUUAUUAUUUCUACUCGUCGCGGGAAAGAGAUAAGUUGUAUUAAUCAAAGUGAUUGUUUUAUCUUAUUUUCUUAUAUUUGUGUUUGAUAAAGCGGCGUAAUCAUGGAUUCCCGCAAUAACGAAGAAAAUAACUUUUCUGAUGUUAUCGAUAAUUUGAUGAAUAUGUUUGGCAAAGUAAUGAGUGAAGACGUGAUUUCUGCCGUUGUUGAAAGCUGCGAAGGUGACUUGAACCUUUCUGUGGAUGCGAUCAUGAAUAUGACAAACGACGGCAACGUAAUAUCAGAAGAGGAACAGCAAGCACAUCCAGCAUUGGUUCAACCAGUAACUCAAACAAUAACAACUCCAAAAGUAACCCAACCAACCCAGCCUUCAACUUCGUAUGCUACAAUUUCUACAGCAAAACCUUCACAAAAAACUGGUGCUAUACCAAAAAGUCAUCAUAUUCCAAAACUGCAAUCUGACACCAUAUGGACUGAGCAAAUUAAAAAUAUAAUAACAACCAACAAUCAGGGUAGCAGGAUACUGAUCCUUAUGAGAGGUGUACCGGGAAGUGGAAAAUCAUAUCUGGCCCGAAAAUUAGUAGAUAUGAUGGUUGGUGGUGGUCCUCACAAUUAUAGGACUCAUAUCUUGACAACUGAUGACUAUUUCAUGAUCAGGGGUCAAUAUCAAUAUGACAAGUUUAGAUUGUCUGAAGCACAUGCUUGGAAUCAACAGAGAGCCAGAAGUGCGCUGAGGAUGGGAUUAAGUCCUGUUAUUAUUGACAAUACCAACAUUGAAUUAUGGGAAAUGGAGCCCUAUUUAAGGGAGGGAGUUAAGAACGGUUACAUCAUUGAAGUUGUAGAACCUACAACACCAUGGGCAAAAAAAGCCAAUAUACUCAUGAAAAAAAAUGUUCAUAAUGUGCCUUUAGUUUCCAUAAAAAGGAUGCUUGAGAAUUAUCGCGAGGGUAUAACUGGCGAAAUGUUGAAGAAUUCAUAUGGUUUGUCUUAUCCUCGUAGUAUGGUUCCUCCUGUGCAGCGAAAAGUUCCUUAUAUUUCCAAAGAGGAAAAAUCACCAAAAGAUAUUAAACCAGAUACCACUGCCGCCACCACUGCACCUGCAUCAGCUAGUACUACUCAAACAAACCCAAAAAAGCAGUUUUUUAAUUCAUCAGCAUCGUCAGACAUUAAUACUGAAAAUGCGGAUCAACAAAUGAUUGAUGUCAACAGAAAACAGCAGGAAACGUCCCAAAGCCAGAUUCCGAAUAAUUCAAAUGAUCUUGGCACUCCGUGGACGCAACAAAUGGUAGACGACCUAUUAGCAUUUCAUGCUCAUGAAAAGAUGCAACAGGAAACCUCCCGAAAAGAAAUUCCGGACACUCCGUGGACACAACAAAUGGUAGACGACAUGUUAGCAUUUCAUGCUCAUGAUAAAAGGCAAGAGGAAACAUCCCCAAAAGAGAUUCCGAAUAAUUUAAAUGCUCACAAUAGUCCGAAGACGCAAGAAAAAGUUAACGACAUAUUUGAUGCUCAUGAAAAAAAGUUAGAGGAAUUUGUAAAAGUCGAAAUAGAAUGGGAAAAUGGUGAUAAUUGGGAAGUUGAAGAGCAAGCUUCAAAAGAAAUCGGGAAUAGCAAAACCUCAGCUCAGUCUACCGUAUCAACACCAGAAGCAAAACCUCAAAGAAAACCUCGUACUUCUUCAGAUAUCUUUCGGGAGUCUACGCAAACACUUAUGCAAAACGUUGGCGACUGUCAUGAUUGGAGUAAAAUAUCAAUGUUUAUGCCAUCUUGGGAUGAUACACCUACACUACCAAAUGUUACUGUAGCGAAUGAAGUAUCAGUGGAAACCACAUCUUCAGGAACCUGUAUGGAAAUUGGGGAUACAAAUGUCAACGGAAAAUACAAAGUUAUCACUGCAUCUCCACGUAAUAUCAAUCUACAUCAUAUUUCAUUCCAACGUGAAAAGAUCCCACAAAAGAGAAUGCUUGAUAAAAGCAGCAUGACUAACGAAGUAAUGCUAUUUUCCGAAAAUGAUUUUGUUUGUCCAAAUCAAGAACAGCAUUUUAUCUCGUUUAGAAAGAUGUUCAAAAACAUUGCUCGCUCAGAUUUACGUGAUAUUUUCGAUAAAUGUCGCGGUGACGUAAAUUGGAGUGUUGAGAUUGUGCUGGAUGGAAUGAGUAAUAAUCAAUUAAAAACGUUGGACACUGAAGAAUUAUCAGACCCUGAAGAAGACAACCUGGAACAGUGUUCAUGCCUAGCUCAGUAUAAUAUUAUACCAGAUAUAGCUACACCUAGUGUAUCUGAGACUCCUACCCCAAAAAAGGAAAAAGUCUCCGUGGCAAAUAAGCCCCAGUCACAAAAGAAAAAGCGUGACGUGCCAAUGUCUGAAGAAACAAUUCAAAUUAAGCGCCAAAUUGAGCAGAAUGUUGUAAUAGCCGAUAAUCACUAUUCGAAGCAUUGCCUCAAGAUACGGAAGAUACGUCGUGGAGAACCAGAUGUAGAAGACAACGAUGGCGAAGAACUUGGGGCUGCUGCACUCUCACAAGCUACGUCGUCUGACUGUUCUGUCCCCGUGGAUAUGGAAGUUAGUGAUGACGAAAACGACUCUUCGGGUUCUAGCGUAAGCGGUGUUGACGAUGAUCUCAUAGUCACUUUUAAUUUGGGACACUCCUUCAUAGCAGAGUUAGAUGAAAAACUAGGCAGGAAAGGGAUUGAAUAUCCAUCGUACAUUGUGCCCAAGAUUAGCGUUCCCAUGUCUUUGUUGAACGAAUUCAAUGCCUUAUGGAUGGAAUCCUUGACCUUUCAGUUAGAUGAACAUGCAAACCAGGCUGCAGCUAUGAUGCAACAAGACGAAGAUUUUGCAAGGGAACUAGAAUUGAAAGAAGCAGAGAUGUCUCUUGCUGGCAAAGAGCCUGAAGUCCCCGACUUCAAGGAAAUAAUGGACAUGGACAUGGCACUUGCCAUCUAUCAGAAAGAUGUGGCUGAAUGGCGUAACAACAUGCCCACAGAUUUGGCAGCUAAGAUGACUAGGGACAAACUCUUCAAUCUGUUCCCAGAAGUUAGCCAAGACACCCUAACGGAACUGCUAAUGGCUCACGAUAACAAUUUCAACGCUACUGUCGAGGUAUUACUCACGUCUACUGGUCGCAGUGAUGUUUUGGAGCAAGAGAAUGGCGUCAAUAAGUUCGUAAUGGCUGAAGAAAUGAAGCUCAAGGACAAAAUUUUGGAAGAACAAAAGAAGGAGCUCUCUGAGACCGAAUGGCCUCUUCUGGGUAAAGGCGAAAAGGUCGACAUGGCUACGGUGGAAGCUUAUCGUGAAGAAGCGGACAACCAUCUCGCUCGGCGCAAUCUAAAUUACCAGAAGGCUCAGGAAUACAUUCGUCGCGGUAUGACUCAGGUGGCGAAUUACUAUUCAGAACUUGCUAACUUCCAUAAGCAGAAAUAUGAGUAUGCGAACAGCUUGGCUGUGGCUUCUUUGAUGCAAUUCCACGCAACGAAGAAUCCAGAUAGCACCACCAUAGAUCUGCAUUACUUGCGCGUGAAAGAAGCUCGAGAGUCUCUCGACAUUUUCAUCGACACCCAUAUCUCCAAGCUCAGAGACUCUGGAGUACGUCGCAAUCAAAUGUUGUUCUUCAUAACUGGUCGUGGAAGUCACAGCCAAGGACGUGCUCGCAUAAAACCAGCAACGAUUGAACGCUUGAAACAACGCGGCCUCGGAUAUACACUUAAGAAUCCCGGCCUGCUUGCUGCUAAAGUGAAUGUUGAUACGAAGUUGACGUACCAAGUCUCAGUUCCCUAGGGAACGUGUAACCAAGACAGUGACACUUUCUUCUUUAAAAGGCCGUGUCAUGUCUUGCUUGUAUUCGAUGGCGCUUUCACAUUUUACAAUGGCAGAGAAUACCCAGUUUUCUUCCCAGUUCUAGCCACAUACGGACCCGUCGUCUAUUGCUUACGCGCCUGCACUGAUUUCAGGUUUGCCAAAGAACUUACAAUUUGGCCAAAGUCGGAUGAUUUAGAAUUGAUCACGAAAUUGUCCCAAAUAAGUAUCAUUUGUGAUCCGCCAUUUUAUUAUGUUAAUUUUAAUGCGUUCAGCGUCUAUCGUUACCAGCCGUACAUGUAUUUUCCUAUAUUGCCGCCGCCGCCCGCGGUCAUAACUGAGAUAUCUCAGGUCUGGCCUUGCCUCGUUUGAAAUGUAUUGGUGUAGGGAUCUUCUUGGCAACUAAAGAGUUGCCAAUAAUUUUACCAGUAAUGUUUUCCUAGUUUGUAGUUCAUGAUUUGCUGUCUAUAUUAUGAAAAAACACAUUGGUGUUUUCCUAGGUUUAAUAUUUGUAAUCUCAAUGCCACGGGAUUAGUGUUUAUAUCGCAACACGCAAAAUAUGUCAAAGAAAUUUGCUUUUAAACGCAACACGGUAAGAGUGCACUGAUAUUACGAAAACCCACGAAUCAUAUGUAGGAUAAGUUGAAAAUGUUUGCUCAAAGGGAACGUUUUAAUUUAUGUUUUAAGUAUAACCAAAAA